AUGUUCUCCCCGCCCGCGCGAGGUGUGGUGGCUGCAGGGGCUGUUGGGGGUUCUUUCCUUUGUCUCCCUCUUAGCAAAGCGUUGGCGGUGAACCUGGGCGGAGCGGGCCUGAUGGCCACAAUGCUUGAAGAAGAUGUUUGUAUUUGGUAUUGGAUAAACAUAAUGGUGGAUACAACUCUGGGCGUUUAUGUCCAGUAUAUGCUGCUUCGAGGCGCGCGCCGCCUUUUCAAGGGCGCGAAAUGCCUGGAGUACGGCUCCUACGGCUCGCCCCCCCGCUGGUCUGCCUGUCUUUCCCAAGCCCUUUCUUGGCAGGCCUUUUGUCUCUUCAUGAAGAUCUUCGCAAGUGCCUUUAUGUUGGCUUUGCAGGAGCCCCUAGGCAAGCUAGGCAACGGCAGCUGCAGCAGCAGCAGCUGCAUCAACAGCAACAGCAGCAGCAGCAGCUGCAGCAGAAGCACCUGCAGCAGCUGCAGCAGCAGCAGCUGCAGCAACAGCAGCAGCAGCAGCAGCUGCUGCUGCAGCAGCAGCAGCAGCAGCUGCUGCUGCAGCAGCAGCAGCAGCAGCAGAAAUGAUAGGAAACCAAGUGCUUUCGAAACCUCAGGCGUGGUUUGUGCUCAUGGCUGA
Messenger RNA from Eimeria necatrix, 621 nucleotides. RefSeq lists its product as hypothetical. Bases 1 to 621 code for a protein of 206 amino acids. Lineage: Eukaryota; Apicomplexa; Conoidasida; Eucoccidiorida; Eimeriidae. The record is from RefSeq and is a predicted model, not a curated record. The transcript is spliced from 6 exons. Gene Ontology annotation, cellular component: membrane.